This is a messenger RNA of Sebastes umbrosus (honeycomb rockfish), 1392 nucleotides long. RefSeq lists its product as uncharacterized. The record is from RefSeq and is a predicted model, not a curated record. Gene Ontology annotation, molecular function: zinc ion binding. The transcript is spliced from 5 exons. Bases 2 to 631 code for a protein of 209 amino acids. NCBI's taxonomy places the organism in Eukaryota, Metazoa, Chordata, Actinopteri, Perciformes, Sebastidae.
CAUGGCUUCUUCAGACAGCGAGCUGAUGCAGAUAACUGCAGAGUUGAACCAGCUUUCACUCACGAAACAACAACUUCUGGAAAAAAAUAAAUUCAAGUCCAUAUUUCAGGAGUUGAGGAGUCGUAUUGAAUUUAGACAAACAGAGGAGGAAGACUUAAGUCAGCCUGAGAUCAACAGCAUUGAUGACAAACUGAAACAACUGGCAGAAAGGAAGGCAGAGCUCGAACAAAGCUACGAGAACAUGCUCAAUGCCAAAGAUGAGAAGAAUACAGAGAAAGUAGAAGCGAAGGACAGUUCCACCUCCUAUCAGAAGAGUGAGCCUGCUGUUCCUGUCACCAAGAUUUUCUAUGUUGAGGCUCCACCUGAUUUCCCUGCCCCUGCAGUGAUUCUGGACGUGGAAAACUUCCCAGUACUUCCAUGCAGGACACAGUGUCCAGAGUGUCAGCAGUUUGUCGUGACAGAGACUUACACCGCUGUCAGCAGUGUGACCUGGCUGGUGUGUUGCAUGACAGCUUUGGCGGGCUGCGUGGUUGGUUGCUGCCUCGUUCCUUUCUGCUUCGAUAGGUUCAAAUCGACCAUACACAGAUGUCCGAAGUGUCGAACGAAAAUUACUACUGUUAAAAAGCUGUGAGAGAAACGCAGCUGACGAGAACUUGAAGCUCAGACUGAAAGAGCAUCAGACACAUCGACCUAAUGGUGAAGUAGCAGCACGGCUCCCUUGCAGAGUUCAUCUGUUUGCAUCCACUACCGUCAUAUCACUGAAUAUCAGUGGAUGAGGGAUAAUGUUUAUCAGUUCAGCAAGCACUUUGAUUUUAAUGGAGGAGCACAUCUCAGAAGGAAAAUGUGGCCUGUAUGUAAAUAUAUAUCAGAUUAGAUUUUUAGGAUGUAUCUGUAUAUUCAAAUAGAUUUUUAACUGAAUUAGAAAACCUGAUCAAUAUGACUGUAAGGAUGCUGUAGCACUUCAAAUCUGUGAAGUUAUUGAAAUCAUGUAAACAUUCGGUUAUCUAUUAAGGCUUACACAUGCGGUGAGCUGUUUGUUAAACAAAACAAUAAAAUUAAAGCCUUUCCUUGUAUAUUCUUUUAACGAUUUUGACGAUUAUCAUGGCCAAAAGAAUUCACAAUAAUGAUAUUAUCACUACAUCCAUAGAAAAUUUGAAAAAUACAACAACAUAAUAUUAACUUGUGUGUUCUGUCUCUUUUUUGGCAAAUGAAUUACACUCAAAAUGUGAGUGUAGGAAGGUGUAGAGUCUGUAACCAUGGCUGUACAAAAGUGUGAUUUAAAAGGCACUGGAUUAUUUUUGCUUUUACAGGCACAUACAGCUGAGUAUCAUCAGUGGAAAUUAGUUCCAUGACUGCGUAUAUUUUGACCAAGUGUUGAAAUAUAAAGAGAGA